CAAGGCGAUCGGUGUGGGAAACCACGUACAGCAAAGACGACCACAACAGUCCGAUUUGUUGGCUUUGAGUAUCGCUAUCGUAACAACCUCGGGCCCUCAUCACCAAAGGCUGGGGCUACUGAGCGACCAACAGAUUGACGGAUUGCUCGACAGAUUUCAUAGACAAAUAACGAAUUUUUUUUCUUUAUCACAGUAUUUGUUGUUUCUGAAUUUUGUAUCACCUACCAAUUUUGUCAAAUCUAAUUUUGGUCGCUGUAGGGUCGCUCAGUAAUCGCCGUCUUGUGGAAAGUGCACUAUACAACAUUACCUCCCAGCUAUAGAUCACUUUUUAGUAUAGAACAACCCUUUAAUUAACUUCGCGCAUGAUACCUUGAUAUUAUCAACAACAUUGUAAAAUGCGUGCAACCAGCACGACCGGAUGAUGAUUUGAGAAAGGAUUUAACUUUAAGUACGACCAUCGGUAAAGGGGAGGGGGGUCAUAACGCUGUUAAGUGUUACUGUUAGGGGAAAACCACGACGCUAAUAGCCUCCGUAACAGGCCUUCUGUUUGGCGUUUUUAUUUUGCAUAUCGUGUCUUCGUGUAUUUCUAGGGAUUUUCUAUAAUGACUAUUGUUCUAGGUUGUACACCAAACCACAGUAGCCACCAGAAAACCCAUAGCAAUCAGAAAAUAGCACACAUUAUCAGCCAAAUAAAUCCCCGGAAACGGGGACUAUUACACACGUAUGUCAUGACGUAUUUCCUCUUUGUCCACGGUUUACUUUCAUUUUCACGUAUAACGCGGCGUAAACAUUUGCGGGGCUAUUUUUUUGGACCGUGCUAAACACAAAGAAGGGUCUUACAAUCCACCUGACCAUGGUCAACAUGUAUUACCAGAUGCUUCGGGGCAAGACGAUGCCACAUCUCUACAUCCCGAGGCGGGAGAACAGGGCUAUGGUCAUCCCUGUGAAACAACAACCACCAGCGGAUGCAGGUCGCCGCCAGUUUUGUGUGGAGAUAGACGUGGGGUGGGCCUGUCUGGAUGACAUGGUCAUCGGUAAAGAUGAGGAAAAACGUGCCCCCAAGUAUCCACUCCGCUCAUCUUGGAGAAUCAGUGAGAUCCAGUCAAUCUUGUUCCGAAUCUUCGUCCCCACUGAAGAGAACAGCGACAUUGACCUACAAGGAGACAACAUCGAUUUUGUGCCGUUUCUGUGGUACAAGGACAACAACGGCUGCGAUGUCACCAUUCUGUCCACCCUGUGGUUCAACAACCAAGAAGGAGUGGACAACAUUGUCCUGGCGCCACUCGGACAGGGAGGGGUCGUGUUUGUGGACAUAGCAUACACCGUGACGAAGCGUGGACUAAAGCUUACCCUGGUGAUGGAGAUGGAGGUACAGAGAGAGAAAGCAGUCAAGGACAUCAUGAACAGCUUCCUGAAGAUGCCCAUGCUGCAGGAUAAUCAGAUGCAGAACGAUGACCAUAAUGAGCUGGACAGUAGUGGUUCACCCUCGGAGACAGCUACGUUGUCAAAGAAAUGUGCCAACUUACUAGCUGACAUUGAGAAAUGUAGCGACGACAACAGUCAGAUCGUUACACAGCAGCUGGACGAGCUCUCUAACAGUUGUGGAGAAGAUGCGGCCGGCCAGUACUGCCAGGCCCCGGGCGACAACCAGGAGACUCCGGCUGAUGCUAACGUUGGUGGUGAAGAGCAGAUGCCGGCUGACCUUGCAACUGAAAAGAGCCUUCCCGAACUAUCAAAAGAGGUCCAGUGCAUCAUGCAGAUUCUGAGGGAGCAGCAGCAGAUACGGGAUGAUUAUGAGCGAGAAACUGCGGAACUGAAGCAGAAGUUGGAGGUCCUUCACCACGAGGCAGCCAUGCUCAGCCUUCAGCAGCGACAGGCUCUGGAAACCAUCGCAAAGGAUGAACACGAUUCCGAGUUUUCAGAGGAGACAAAGGGAGAAACAAGCGGAGGAACGGUCGACCGUCAUUCUGCACAUACUCCACCCAUACAGGACUCCGAUGCGCAUAACUACAAAGAUCAGGAGAUGCUCGAGUUUGAGAACCAUCUACAGCGCAGGGCCCACAGAACAGCCUCACAAGUUGGGGUCCAUUGUCCCCAUCCAGUGGAAGCUUCAGGAGUCUGGAAGGGAAAACCGCCAUCUCCAGCAUUAAUCGAUACACCGUAUGUGAAGACGUUGAUCCACUACAAGCAGACCCGGAGCACCUUCAACAUACACCUGGGCCAUUGUCACACUUGCAACAAGACCAUCGAGGCCCUGCUCCACAGCUCCAAGUGCGGGGAGGACAGGUGCGCCACCUGCCUACAGAUCGCCCGGGAAGUGGCCCAGCAUAUCGCCAGGUGCACCCGUGGUACCCGGUGCCUCCUGCGCAUCUGCGCCGCGAAUGUCCCGCUGGGUCUGAAUGAGUAUGGCACUGUGCACGUGACGCCCGUGUUUGUGGGCCUCGUGCGCCUCUAUCUGUGGCGCACGUUCUGUCGUGGCUAGACGCUCUUAGGCGUAGGUCCCAUCUCCGAGACGGGGCCCUUUGUCAGGAUAUUGAAAUCGAUUUUACACCAAGAUUUCACCAACUUGAUAAAGUACUAGCAUUUAAAAAAAAGGAAUUUCUUUAGUAUCAAAUGCAUGAAAUUUGAAAACGCUAUCGAGCAUAAUGCUGAAACUGCUAUAGUAUAAUUACUAAACACAAUAUAACGUUUUGAGGCUUAAACACUUCAUUGGCUUUUAAUGAUUAUUUCAAUAUACUCUCCAAAAAGAGAUUGAGUCGUGUAGAUAUAUAGCAGUAGUCGGGAAAUUUGCAGUCGAGCUCCUCUUACCUCUGCUACAGAACGCACCCGACAGGAGCGCGACUGUAAAUUUCCAGACUACUGGUAUAUAUCUCCGCGACUCAACCUCUUCUUGGAGAGCAAUUUCAAUAUAUAUACCUAUCAACAAGUUAGCACUUAUAGGUACAUAGCACAAUAAGAAUGGACUGGUAGACCUCGCUUACCUGGUAUAUAAUAAUUGCGUUUAGGCUUAAGAUUAUGAUAUCUGCAUUUUUAAGUUUGAUGAAUUUAGUUUGUCGUGAAACGUUUGAUUCUGAAGUUUCAGUUUUCCGUGAAAAUAUUCCUGAUGGGCCAAAAUUUUAACUGGUUUAUAAAGUUAGCGUUUGCCGUGAUUUGAUAAAUUUUUAGAUUUCGCAAAAAGUAUUAAUUCGAUUUAUUGCUAAAUACACAGAAAUAGCAAAAUAUCUGACUUGAGCUAUAUUUGGGUUGCUGAUAUACAUUGCUUGUUUGAUUAAAUGCAUGUUUACAAAACUUGGGCACCUGGUUCAGU
Messenger RNA from Branchiostoma floridae (Florida lancelet), 3307 nucleotides. RefSeq lists its product as uncharacterized. Lineage: Eukaryota; Metazoa; Chordata; Leptocardii; Amphioxiformes; Branchiostomatidae. The transcript is spliced from 12 exons. The record is from RefSeq and is a predicted model, not a curated record. Bases 854 to 2482 code for a protein of 542 amino acids.